AUGAUCAAUGCGCCUAUUAUGGUAUACGGUGUGGCAAAUUUGAUCCUAUCACUGGUCUCGGUGGGCGGCAUUUUUAUAUUCAUUACUCGGGCCGACCGACAUGUCCACACUUUUUCGCAUGCCAUCUUCGUGUGUGUGUUCAUUGUGCUCGUGGACGCAUUUGCCAAUUUAGUGAUAUUCAUUACCGACCAGAGCAACUACCACAACCAAUGUGUCAGCGAAGCAUCGACCUCUAUCAUCAACAAUGUCAAUAACGCCAUGAAUGGCACUCAGACAUCAUUCAACUACAAUAACGAUUAUUACAACUGCGACAAUUUAUGGCAAGACGAGCUGAAAUUUGGCAUCAUAUUCUAUGUGCUUCAAUUUGCAUUCUAUUCGUAUUGGGCAUUGUGCAUUUACAGUUUCUCGCUGGUAAUCAGAGGAUUUGCAACAGAGGUGUUUCUCCGUAAUGGAGGCGGUGGCAGUGUGCCCAUGAUGGGAGGGCCCCCUCCACCCGGUGUUGCACUACCACCCAGUGCCAUGAUCAACACGCCUGCAGGUGGUGGUGGUGGACCCUUCCCGCCUAAUGAUCGCCAAGUCAUUGUGCUCAAUAAUGCAAAGCCGGGAUCAAAGACCAAAAGACGCAUCGAUACCUUUUCUUUUAGAAACAUCAAGCGAUCUUCCACAUCAGCAACAAAACCACUGAUGCAGCAGCAGCAGCAACACACAGCCAUGGACCAGUUGCAUGUGCCAUUUGGCGCAAGAGACUCUCAGUUUACUAUUGGAUUUAGAUUAGGUCCAGAUGGAAACAUCAUUGACAUUGAAAAUGCACCUUCUCCGACGCCUACAUUUAUCAAUUCCACACAACAAUUAAAACGAAAGCCUAUUAUGACCGAGGAUGACACAAAGUAUUAA
Molecule: messenger RNA, 894 nt
Organism: Mucor velutinosus
Lineage: Eukaryota; Fungi; Mucoromycota; Mucoromycetes; Mucorales; Mucoraceae
Exons: 3
Coding region: 1-894 (297 amino acids)
Source: RefSeq, a predicted model, not a curated record